Molecule: messenger RNA, 1408 nt
Organism: Fimicolochytrium jonesii
Lineage: Eukaryota; Fungi; Chytridiomycota; Chytridiomycetes; Spizellomycetales; Powellomycetaceae
Exons: 2
Coding region: 221-1276 (351 amino acids)
Biological process (GO): protein transport
Cellular component (GO): cytoplasm
Source: RefSeq, a predicted model, not a curated record
ACGACUGUGAAUGGACGACUGUGAAUGGACGACUGUGAAUGGACGACUGCAUUGGCUCAUGCAAUUACAGAGGUUUCCCAUGAGGCAUGGCCAAUGUUGCGAACAAGCAUAAAAAGGCGAGAAGUCGUCUGUUCCCUCCUCCAGUCAUCACGCUCAUCUACUACAAGUCCAUUACAUUCACUCAGCUUUACCUUUCGAUUAACCGGCACAGCUCCUCAACAUGCUGAACGCUUUGAUCUCCGGCGCGAAGGUGUGGAUAAACAUUCCCAAACAAUACUCGAAUGGCGACGGCCCGUUGGCCGGCACAAUCACUGUGCAGGUGAACUCGGACAGCGGCUUCGAGAUGAAGGGAAUCACCAUAAAGUUCCAUGGAGAAGCCGAAAUCGAGUACGAGUACAUGAAGGAAGUCGAUAACGGCGAUGGCGGCAAAAAGAAGGAAAAGGAGAAGUUCAAGAAGGAGAAGAAGUUCGACAAAGUGAAGGCGAUGGUUGUCGGUCCUCAGAAGCUUACCAAGGGAACCCACAACUUCCCGUUCCAGCUGCAGUUGCCGGAGAAUCUUCCUGCCACCUUCAAGCUGAAGAACAAAAAGGGUCUUGACUAUGAAGCCGAGAUCGAAUAUAAGAUGUACGCCAAGAUCGACAAGGCGGGGCUCGAUCCCAAGUCGGAGAAGGUCCACGUGCACCUCCUGCCUUCAGUCCAGCACCAGGCCGCGGAUUUGAGCAACACCAACAAGUUCAUGUUCGGCAAGGGAUCGUCCACUAUCCACGUCGACUUGCCUACGCUCGCUUUCCCUCUCGGGUCCCCCAUGGAACUCUCGGUCGAGUGCAAAAAUGAGUCGAAAAAGACCAACAAGCACCUCAAGGCGAAGCUCCAACAGCGCAUAAAGCUGAUCAGUGGCGAGCGUGGGGUUCCCGACAUGGUGAUCAACCGUACCGUCGGCGAAGGCCGCGUUGAUGGAGCCGGCAGCCAGCGCCAGACAGUUGUCCGCGACUUGCAGAUCCACACCGCUGAUCUGCCCCCAUCGAUCGACCAUAAGUUCAUUCAGAUCUCGUACAAGCUCGAGGUCGCUGCGUCCUACAGUUUCGCGAAGGACCCGGCCGUCAAGACCGACGUCAAGCUGCUUCCCAUGUCGGAACAGCGCGCGGCGUCUUCCCCCAAGUCGACGGUGCCUCGCAUGGCGUUGCUGGAAGAGCAGCAGCAACAGCAGAUGGACCAGCAGCGACAGCAGCAACAGCAACAGCAGCAGGCUCAACCUGAUGCCAUCCCAUUGCGUUAAGGCGCGAAAAACAGCAAAGUGACUCCUAAAUAGAACUGAGUAGUAGAGCUUCUGAUAUUUGAUUAUUGAUACACUAUACCCUUGAUUUUUAAGACUCCUGAAUUUUUCAAUAUCAUUUGUUCCCACUUCUUA